CCUGCAGAUAGUGACCAUAUUGGAGAAGGGUUGGAUUGGCUGCGCUUCUAUGAGCGGCAACCAGCUGCAGUGCAUGUGUAAUCUAUGCGUUUCGUUUGAUUGAUCCAUGUGUGGGAUGCUUCAUUCUGUGUAGAGGCAAUGAGCUGAUUUCGUCUAGAGAGGGAAAACGCUAAAAGGUUGAGGAAUUAAUUGAUUUAUGAACAGAAAAAGGUCGGUACUAACCUCUCUUUCUUGUCCCGUGGAGGAUUUCGUACCAAUCCCGCGCUAAAGGCGCGAAAUAAUUCCGGUCACGUCGCGCGCUGAAAGCGGGCUGUCCUGGAGCUUUGGUGCUCUGUGCACGCGAGAGAUAGCGCAGAGCGCGGACACCUGCAGUAGAAUGUAGCGGGAAUUCCCCUCCUAAACCGGCGCAAGGAGAAUUUCCGUGAACUGCACACCACUCAAUCACCCUCACCGGGGUCCCGUCACAGCCAAGAGAAAGGGAGAGGGCGGGAAAUGGGCUGGCGUGGCCAUUGCUAUGCGUGAGCGAGUGCCGCGGUGUCCAUGGAGACCAAGGGCUACAGCAACCUUCUGGAGACUAGCGAUGGGCAGGGGACGGGGCUUCUGGAGGGUGGAGACUCGCCGGGGGCUGAGGAGGGUUGGAGCCCCCCCUUACCCCUGGGCUUUCAGGUGUCCCUCACCAGUGUGCUGAUGCUGGAGUUGGUGCUGGGAUUCAGCAGCAACCUGACCGUGCUGGUGCUCUACUGCGCCCAGUCCAACCUGGUCGACUCGGUCAGCAACAUGGUCACGGUCAGCCUGCACGUGCUGGACAUCCUGGUGUGUUUGCUGUGUCUGCCGCUGACUGUGGCGGUCAUCCUGCUCCCAGCAGACGGUAGUGGCGGGGGCAGCCUGGCUACACUGUGCUGCUUCCAUGAGGCCUGCGUCACCUUCACCAGUGUGGCCACGGCCAUUAAUGUGCUGGUCAUCAGCCUGGAUCGCUACGACAUCUCCGUCCGGCCAGCCACACGGCUGUUGACCCCGCGGCGAGCUGCACUCCUCCUGGCCGCUGUCUGGGCCAUGUCAUUGGCCGUCUUCUUCCUGCCCUUCCUGGAGGGGGAUUUCUUCUUCUCGGGGUCAGUGUGGCAGAACCGGACACUGCUGUGUGUAGGGGGGCAGGGCUACCACACGGGGCUGGCCAUGUACUACCACCUUCUGCUGCAAGUGCCCUGCUUCUUCAUCGCAGUCAUUGUCAUGCUGUUCACAUACUACCGCAUCCUGCAGGCCCUCAACAUCCGCAUCGGCACCCACAUCAAGAGGGGCCCACGGGCCUCCAAUAAGGACUCAGGCUGCAGGAUCCGCAGGCGGAGACGAAGGAGGAAGGGGCUGAGUCUGGCCACAGAGGGGGGAGCGACCCCUGCCCCCCAGGCCCCAACCUCCACUGACGCCACCUCCCCCCCUCCGGUGGCGGCAGACCGCCCAGGUGUCCAGGCCUCUGUGUCAGCCAUCAUCGCCUUGAGGCGGGCCGUGAGGCGUCACCGAGACCGGCGGGAACGCCAGCGGAGAGUCUUCAAGAUGUCCCUUAUCAUAAUCUCCACCUUCCUGGGCUGCUGGGCUCCUCUGUCCAUGGUCAACGUGUUGAUCCUGUGCAUGGGCCCCAGUGACAGCCUGGUACGUGUGAGGCUCUGCUUCCUGGCCAUGGCAUAUGGCACCACCAUCUUCCACCCGCUGCUCUAUGCCUUCACCAGACAGAAGCUGCGUAAAGCACUGAAGACCCGUGUCAAGAAGAGGGUGGUGUCCCUGCUGCAGGUGGACCCAGCACCCAGCGGGGGAACUGUUAUUCACAACUCCUGGGUGGAGGGGGGAGGACAGAGGAAGGGACGCAAGCCUCGACUGGAGGGCAGUGAUGCCACCAGUAACUGUCUGACAGUGGCUGUGAGAGAAUGAUAGGGUGUGUGUCUGUGUGUAUGUGUGUGUGUUUGUCUGUGUUUAUGUGUGUGUCUGUUUGUGUGUGUGUGUGUCUGUGUCUAUGUGUACAUGUGAUAGUUGACAAAGGUCAGGAGACGUCAUUAGCUCCUCCCUCCAUCCAGGUGUGAUGAUGGCAGGUGAGCCCAGAGCUCUAAUUAAUGUCAGACCUGCUCUGUGAUAUACACAGCUCCUCAUUAGUCCCCCAGGCAAGAUGCCUGCUCCGUCUCCAUGGCAACACCAAGCUACCAAGCAAUAUGUGACAUCACCUGCUCCGCCACAACCUUAGUUACUUUAGAUACAUUCCAGUACAGGUAAACAGCAACAAUCCACACAAUCCAUACAUGCAGGCACAUUGAUCAACCUGUAGUCGUUCACGGAGCAAGUAAGCACACAAUAUCUGCCUGCACACAGAACUCAGUGAGAGUCAAUAUCCAGUGACAUUUUAUAAUUUGAUUAGUCAUGCCUUAAUUCCUAAUUGAUUCCCAUGGUUCUGAAUGUUUUACUGUAUGUGUAUUGUGUUUACAAGAAUGGUGUGUGUGUGUGUGUGUGUGUGUGUGUGUGUGUGUGUGUGUGUGUGUGUGUGUGUGUGUGUGUGUGUGUGUGUGUGUGUGUGUGUGUGUGUGUGUGUGUGUGUGUGUGUGUGUGUGUGUGUGUGUGAUCAUGUGAUCAUGUGCAAUAAAGCUUCAACAGUGGCUGAGCCUCCCCAGAGAGGAAAAGGCAAAGUAAAAAAAAUCUGUUCACGAAAAUAAGACUACGAAGUGAGGAAUUUUUGUAUUGAGGGCAAUGAGUGUCAAAUUUGGUCAACAAAAAAUGUUAUUGCUAAUUUGCUACAUGAGGCUUAGUUGAUCGUAUUAAAGUUUCGUAGUGGUUAGGUUGUUAAGAAUUCACUGAUAUAAGUGGACGCACGUGGCAUCUUGGCACGUGAGAGCAGUUACUCGACUAUCUUAUCAAUAUAAUAGAUCAUCUUCGACCUCCCUGAGGAUGUGAACAAAGCAUUGUGGGAUUGUUCUCAUGCUUGUUCUCAUGGGCUAGACUACAGAAGAGGGAAGGACUUCAUCUAUUGAUUGACUGCAAUACCCUGUUGCCAUGGCGAUAUGUGUGGAGCACCUGACAUGAUACCUGCGAAGAUAACCUCCAAACCAUGUAGAACUGUAACCAUGUGAUUAGAACAUGGUGUUCAUUUACUAGUGAAACAUCAAUUUUAUAGAGGACUUUUAGGAAUCAAAGGGCAAUAUUUGGUAACCCUCACAACUGUUUAUCAAUGGGACAAGUCAACAGAGUGGAACACCGCUGUGAACCACCCCAGGCCCCAAAGAUAAACAGGUCCUGGAGCAGCUCUUGAGGGUUGUUUUCUCUCUGUGUCUCCCUCCUCCUCAGGGAUUUAUAUCAAUCUCCCUCUGAAGCAUGUUGAACAUCAGUUACACCCUUGCACCAGCCCUCAUUCACUUAUUCUGAUAGGUAUUAGCUUAGUUCUUGCCAUGCGGGUAGGCUACAUAUGAUCAACAGUUUGGGUAGACUAUGUAUGGCUCUCAAGUGUGAAGGAGUUUUUUCAGGCUUGUUUGUUGGAUACUAUAAUAUAGGUCAUUUUUCUCUCCCGUUGUUCCCUCUUUCUUCACUUUGGAGCCAGACGGAAGGAAUGGAUUCCUGUGUAUUUAUAUAUAUGUACAUGAUCAGGGAUGUAAAUACUCUAAUAUCUAGCUCUUAGGGGUUUGAGUGGUUGGAGUGUUUUGGGUUGCAGCAGUCAUCUGUUGGCCAUAAUAUCAGCCAUGGUAAGUGAGAGGGCGAGAAGACACGUGGAAGAGAUCAAACAUCUAAAUGUAUUGUGUUUCUGUAUAUGUGUACUGUACAUGGUCAUGUAUAUAGAGAUAUGAUAGUAUUGUAUAUAAUUUAUAUUGUGUUAUUGUAUUGUAUUUCUUAUUAGAAAAGAACAAAGUCUGUAUUAAAGAAAUUGACUAUUUA
Messenger RNA from Oncorhynchus tshawytscha (Chinook salmon), 3900 nucleotides. RefSeq names its product G-protein coupled receptor 22-like. The coding region runs from base 541 to 1920 and encodes 459 amino acids. Gene Ontology annotation, cellular component: membrane. The record is from RefSeq and is a predicted model, not a curated record. Gene Ontology annotation, biological process: G protein-coupled receptor signaling pathway. Lineage: Eukaryota; Metazoa; Chordata; Actinopteri; Salmoniformes; Salmonidae. Gene Ontology annotation, molecular function: G protein-coupled receptor activity; peptide binding. The transcript has 4 exons.